Ochlerotatus camptorhynchus is the source of this 480-nucleotide messenger RNA. Its product is annotated as neuropeptide-like protein 31. The record is from RefSeq and is a predicted model, not a curated record. The coding region runs from base 61 to 399 and encodes 112 amino acids. Lineage: Eukaryota; Metazoa; Arthropoda; Insecta; Diptera; Culicidae. The transcript is spliced from 5 exons.
ACUUUGGCACAGAGGGAGUGUUGUUUAGUUUCUAAAACCGUUUGCAAAACAAUCAAAACAAUGCGUGCUUGUAUGAUCAUUGGAGUAUUUGUGUCCAUAAUCGCAAUGGCUUCAGCCCUUGGAUAUGGCUUAUUAGGUGGAUUGGGAGGUGGUUAUGGUGGUUACGGAGGUCAAGGAUACGGAGGACAAGGAUACGGAGGAUACGGUGGGUAUGGUUCUAAUGGUGGAUACGGAGGGUAUGGUGGAUAUGGAGGAUACGGAGGAUAUGGUGGAUACGGAGGAUACGGCGGCUAUGGAGGUUACGGCGGAGGUUACAAUCCCUACGGAGGUUAUGGUUAUGGAUAUCCCGGCAAAUACGGAGGACUUUACAAUGGGUAUGGAUAUAGGCCUUAUUAUUGAUUUCUUCGAGAUCUACUAUUAAUUUAAGUGUACCCCAGCAAUGUGAUAUAAGUUUAUUGUUAAUAAAGCGUAUUGUUACAA